UCCUGCUGAUCUUGAUUUCCGAUUUGUGUUUUUAGGCAGAAGAUGGAAACGUUUCAUAGUUUAUAUUGUCUUUGAGCGAAUCCUUUAAUAUUUUUUCACCGUGUAGAGUAUGUCUACUGAUGACAAUAAAACAAUCCAGGAUGAAGAAAUUGAAGCCUUAUCUGCAAUUUAUGGGGAUGACUGGGUUACCAUCGACAGUGAAUCACGAAAUUACUGCAUAAAAAUCAAAGAUGAAAAUUCAGAAAAUGUUAUUUUGAUGGAGGUUUUGUUUCCUCCUUAUUAUCCUAAGACAUCACCACCUCAGUAUACGUUAAGUGCACCAUGGUUAAGAAGAGAGGAAAAAAUUAGUCUAGAAGAUGCAUUAGCAGAUAUAUACUGUGCAAAUAUUGGAGAAAGUGUCAUAUUCCUUUGGGUUGAAAGAAUACGUGAAUAUUUGCAGGAGAAAAGCAGUGUGAAAAGACAAGAAAACCCAGUUAGUCCAGCUAGUUCACAUGACGAUUCAGAUGAAAUUUCAAAGGAGGAAGAUGAUUGUUCAGAGUACAGUUUUACAAAAAUACAGGAAGAACUUGACAAGUGCCCCUCAGAGGAGCAAGAGGAAAGUAGAGAGGAGGUAGAGUGUCCAGAGAUUCACCAUGGGGAGAGUUUUAUGGACAGAAAAAGCGUUUUUCAAGGUCACAUAGCCUCAAUAUCUCAAACAAAGCAGGUUAAAUUAGUUCUACAAUCUCUUUACCAAAGUAAGAAGAUUGCUUCUGCAACACACAAUAUAUAUGCAUACCGGAUAAGUAAAGAUGACCAAUCAGAGGUCUUCUACCAAGGCUGUGAAGAUGAUGGGGAAACUCAAGCAGGGUCAAGAAUGUUACAUCUGAUGCAGAUAGUGGACGCCCGCAAUGUCAUAGUAGUGGUGACUCGCUGGUAUGGAGGAAUACAUCUCGGACCAGAUCGAUUUAAACACAUCAAUAAUUGUGCCAGACAACUUUUGGAUGAACAUGGUUAUAUCAAGUCAAAGAAUGAGAAAAAAGGUCCAAAAAGCAGUAAAAAGAAAAGGUAGCAUAUGUAUUCUGAUAUCAUUUUACAGGGAUUAUGGGGGAGUUUUGUUUUAGCAUUUUAAUGUACAUGUAAUCUGUGAUUUUAUAUGUACCUUAAUUUUACUAUAUUUAUUGUUAUUGAUAUGAUAUACACAUUGAAUGUGUAAUGUGCAAUUUACAUGAAAAUGAUAUAAUAAAUAAGUAUUUACA
Messenger RNA from Saccostrea echinata, 1235 nucleotides. Its product is annotated as protein IMPACT-B-like. The coding region runs from base 110 to 1048 and encodes 312 amino acids. The record is from RefSeq and is a predicted model, not a curated record. Gene Ontology annotation, cellular component: cytoplasm. Gene Ontology annotation, molecular function: protein binding. The transcript has 10 exons. NCBI's taxonomy places the organism in Eukaryota, Metazoa, Mollusca, Bivalvia, Ostreida, Ostreidae. Gene Ontology annotation, biological process: regulation of translational initiation.